Molecule: messenger RNA, 5454 nt
Organism: Glycine soja
Lineage: Eukaryota; Viridiplantae; Streptophyta; Magnoliopsida; Fabales; Fabaceae
Exons: 9
Coding region: 157-5070 (1637 amino acids)
Source: RefSeq, a predicted model, not a curated record
AAAGGCUGGGGCAAUAAGAAAAACCCAUAAAACAUAGAUGGAAUGAAUCCAUUUCCAAUUUCCAAUCCAAUGAAUAGAAUUACUACCAGGAUCCCAAAAUUUGAAUUGUAAACAGCGCCAAAACCACGCUAUUCAUCGAUGUGAAGCGAAGAAGAAAUGUCGGCGAUGGAGAAGCACGUCGUGCAGAUCUUCGAGCGAAAGAAGCGAAUCAUCGACCAAUCACGACAACAGUGCCAUCUCUGGGAGCAACACCUUUUCCCCAAACUCCGCCUCAACGGAAUUCCCCCUCCGCCAUGGCUCUUCAACUCUUCCCUUCAGGCAAAUCCACAAGGGUUAAGCAAAGAUGAUCUCGUUUCCGAAGUUCUAAUUUCGCAACCACAGUAUAUAGUUCCUUUCCCUGGUCUGUACAGUAAUCUAGAUGCCGUGUCCUGUGGUGUUCACUAUCCAAUUGGUUUGCAUAAUGAAGGUCGUGCUUUAGAAAAGGAGUGUAACACGGGAGAUGGGGUUUCGAAUUUGCCAGAUUGUUCUGUCAACUAUGCUGUAUCUGCCUCAAGUGGUCCUCCAGAAUUGGAUUCAGGUGCUGUAUCACCACCUCAGAAUCAGAUUGAAGCAAGAGCCUCUGACAGUCACCACGACCCAGCUCCGUCUCUCGCAAAGUUGCAAAGGUCAAAGCCGAGGCAGAAGGCUCUGGAGCUACGUAAUAGUGCAAAAGCACCCAGACGAUUGUCAAGAGAAGAUGAUAAUGCCAGUGUCUGUGCUGGCACAGUUACAGGUUCUGCACCCUCAAGUCAAGAGGCAGAACAUGCAAUGGAGUCGGAUGUAGUCAAAGAUUUUCAUUCCAACAUCCAAAGUUGUUCCAUGGAAGAAACAAAAGCAUGUGAUUGUGUAACUAAGUACUCUGGCCGGAUGACAAGAUCUAAAAGUUCAUUCCAGAAAUUCAACUCUUUGAAUGUUGCCAGUCCUUCUGUAGCGAAGGAAGAUGGCCCUCCGCCUAAUAAUUUGAAUGAGUCAUUUGAGAUAGUCAACCAACCUUGUUUUGCAAAUGGAAGUUGUGGCGUCAAUGAAGCAAACAAAGGGGAUUAUCAGAGCAACGAAGCUGGAAAAAGUGUGCAUGAUGAGAGAUUAACAAAAUCUAGAAGUUCUAGCCAGGCCAGAUGUAACAGUGAACUGUUGAAGCUUGACAGCACCUUGGGCAGUGGCAAAGGAGUUGGAUUCUGUGAUCACAGGCAACCAAUUACACAUGCUGAACUAACAGAAUUAAGCAAAGUCGCUGAUUGUAACAAUGGAAGUGGUAGGAAUACAGUUAAAGAUGGAAAUUCCUGCCUCAGCAAACAAGAAAGUAACAUUCAUGGUAUGAUAAAAUUACUUAGAAGUUCCUGCCCAUCACCAGGGCAUGAUCUUUUGAUGACUAGUGGUUCUGUAAGGUCUAUUGAUAAAUCAGUGCCAUUACCUCAACCUUUAAUUCCACAGAAUUCACAGGAUCCUGUGGUGUCUGUUGUUGGGACCUUAAGUACUCAAAAGGAUCCUGACUUUUCUGCACUAAAACCAAAAGAUCAUUUGAGUAGAAGUGGUUCUGAAACGAUUGAAAAAGUCCAAAGUAAGAAGUCUUGGAAUAUACAGCCUACCAAACUGGAUGCUACAAGGUUAUCUUCAAGUCCAAAGUAUUCCAAAUUAGAUAUAGAAAUUGGCAGGAAUUCUGCAGUCAAGGAGAACGUUGCAGCACUAGCUACCUCUGGAAAUAUGAGGGCUGUGGCUACUUCUGCAAAUGAAGGAUCAUUAAGGCCAGUGAGUUCUUCCAAUUUUUAUGGUGGGUCUUUACAUGCAGAAUCAGUAAAUGUUGAAGCAGUGGUGGAUGAGAAAGUCUUGGAUGCCCAAGAAAAUAUACCAUAUGAUGCCCUUCCCACUGAUAAUGUUGAGCACAGAUUUGCUGCAAUUGUUGAUGAAGUUGAUGCUGACUCUGAUGGAUUAGUUGAAAAAGAUCCUUCUUGUGUUAUCCCUAAGGUUAGGCAGAAUGUAUCAGUCAUGAAGCUGCCCGCUGAUUUUAUCAUGUCUGUGAUGCCUAAGCAACUUGAUUUUGAUGAUGUAGAGGAGACAAGUGUGAGUGGAAUUUGUAGUUCUGAUUUGAAAGAGGGGCAACAGGGAGUGUCACCAGAAGAACCUCUGAACUCGUUGGAACCUGUAAAAUUACAUGAAGAGGAAACUUCUUCUGUGUGCCAAAUUAAAUGUAACUCUUCGGGGGAGAUGCCUUUGCUGCAAAUGCGGGAAGUACCAAUCAGAGAAGGGGAGCCUUAUAUGGAAUAUUGCGCAAGCCACUUCAAGGAGGAAGAUAUAGCUAGGGCAACACUAAGUGCCGUGCCACCAAACAAAGAGAUACCUAUGGUUCAGAAUGAAUUCUGUAUUCGUACUUCUUCGUUGAUGUAUCAUUCAAGUCCUUCACAAGUUGCUGGUGAAAAUUCAUCAAGAAGUUUGUCAAAAGAAGUUAUGCCAUCAAAAUUUGUUUCAGUAAACAGUAAACUAGAAAAUGUUGAAUGUAGUACUAAGUUGGCAAAUUUUUCUUCUGAAGCAGUUAUGGGAAAUGAUCUGCAUAAAUCCACAGAUGAAAGUGUUACAAAUUUCACUAUUGGGUUCCCAUUUUCUGCUCCUAUGGAUGAUGUUAAUGUUGGUUUGGCACAACAGCCCCCCAAUAGCAUUACCUUGUGUAAAGAUGGUGAGGUGUUGCAUAAGACAUUGCACAGUGAUGGAAAAAUUACCAGCUUUUCAACUGAUUUCCAGAUUUUCAGAAUUUCCCCCAAAAGUUUCACUUAUGAUGUGGAACAUUCUUGUCCUCAGCAUAAAAGAAGGAAGAUUGACAUUGAAACAGAGAGAUUUCGAUCCGCCUCUUCAAACCUCUUGGAAAAGCCAUGUGAUUCUAUUGACCAAGGGCCUGUGAGUAGAAGCUUGAGUAUUGAAGAAGACAGCCGGGAGGUUGCCCUAGAAGUUCAACAUUUGCCAUCUGAUCCAGAGGAUGAUACAGGACAUCAAUCUAUUAGUAACAUCCCAACGGACGAAAAGCAAUACAAUGGGGAAUGCCAAACAAUGGAAGACUCCUCACUUAAAGUGAGAAAAGAAGAGAGCUGUAUCUUGGAUGGAAGAGACAGAAGUGAAGACACCCUUGUGUUGGCAGUGGCAAAAACAUCAGGUUUUAGUAUUGACCCAACGAUGGGAUGCACCAUGGAUGAGAAGGUGGAGUUGUGGCAUCAUCAGGUUAGUUGUGGACAGGAAUGUGCAGAACAUCUUGAACGAAGUACUUCAAGUAGAAGAGUUUGUCCAGGAGGAAAUGCUAAAUUCUCAAAUGGAAUGCCUGCUUCUCCAGGAAUGCAAUGCUUGGAUUUGGUUGGUACAGGUGAGACUAUAGCAGAGCUUGAAGGGUUUAUUAUGCAAGCAGAUAAUGCACAGCCAUGCAUUGCUGGAGAUCAAAUAGAUUUGGAAGAGAUAGAUCUUCCAAGUAACUCAAUAGAUUAUACAUCCCUUGGUAAAUCUAGGUUCAUGCAUUCUUCAUCGUACAAUUCUUUAACCCCUUAUAAGUUGCAUAACAUACCAGAGCCCUAUCAGUCUUUACCUAAUGGACUACUGGAGGGCUUAGGUAUAAGGACUUCCCUUUCUCUAAGCGAUGGAAGCCCGAGGUCCCUUUCUGAUUGCCAACCAAAUUGCAAGGGUCAGUACACUUCUUCAGUUCAAACUCUUUGGGAUCGAAUUAAUUCAAACUUAGGCAGUUCAGGAAAGCGUAAGAGUUUAAAAUUAGACCUUCCCUGCAUUACUGAAGAAAAUGAAAAUGUGGAUGAGAUUGCUGGUACAUGCCAAAUGGGCAUUGAUUCCAAAGAAAUGGCUGGCUCAAAUAUAAGAGAACCCCUAGCUGAGAUUGUAGAUAAUGUAAACCCCUCUGCAUCAGUUUUACAAGAUGAUAUAUUAACAGGUGGACGUGAAGAUAUUUUAAGCACAGAGUUUAACCUCAGUGGGACUUGCAAUAAGGCAAAACAUAAGCUUGACAAGCAGGAUGGCAAUAGGAAAAGAUUCACAAGAAAGGGGAAGGAGAACCAUAAUAUAUCGCUUGGAGCGAAUGGUGUCAAGAGGACUGCUGAAUCAGUUUGCAAAAGGCCCAGUAGGGGAAAGUUAUCAGGAAAAGAUAGUAUGAAACAAGGCUCCUUUAACAAUAUUGUAUCCAACGUUUCAUCCUUUAUUCCAUUAGUUCAACAAAAACAAGCGGCAGCAGUUGUUACAGGCAAGAGAGACAUCAAAGUGAAGGCCCUGGAAGCAGCUGAGGCUGCCAAGCGUAUGGCUGAAAAAAAAGAAAACGAGCGCAAGAUGAAGAAAGAGGUGUUGCGAAUUGAGCGGGAAAGGUUGGAGCUGGAGCUGCAGAAGAAAAAGAAAGAGGAAGAACGAAAGAAAAAGGAGGCACAAAUGGCAGCAAAGAAGCGGCAGAGGGAAGAUGAAGAAAAAAAGGAGAAAGAAAAAAAAAGGAAGCGAGUUAAUGACAUGAAGAAGCAGCAGCAAGAGCAUGAGAAGAUACUGGCCAAGAAGGAAGAAAUAAAAAUACAACGCCGAGCUACGGGUGAAGUCCUAGAAAAUAAGAAAAUUAUGGAUGAAAGAGAAAAUUAUAAGAAUUUGCCAGUGCAAGACAAAAGAGAAUGCAAUAUGGAGAAAAUUUCUGAAACCGAACCGUUGGCCAUGAGGGAUUCGGCAAAUGAUAAAACAAAAGAACCACAUCCUGAAUAUUCGGAAUCUGUGAAUGAUUGUGCUAAUAAUGGACAGGUAAUGGACAAUUUGAUUAAAGCCGCUGAAGAUGAUGACUUGAUCAUAAAAGACUCACUUCAAGAGCAGUCAUAUGAGAUCUCUCCAUAUAGAGGUUCAGAUGAUGAAGAUGAAGACGAGGAUGACCUGCCAAAUAAUAAGUUUAUCCCUUCAUGGGCAAGCAAGCAUAGCCUGUCUCUGAUUGUUUCUUCCCAGAAAAUGGACCCAGAAACGAUAUUUCCUCCGCAAAGUUUUUGUAAUAUAGCAGAAGUUCUCCUGCCUCGGAAGCUUCAGCUACAGUAGCCGAGCAUAGUGAUUUUAGUAACACGGGAUUGUGUUAAAGAUUUUUUAAGAGCUUCAUUAAGAAUGAAGAUGUAGCCGCCAAGAUAAUGAAAAUUAGAUCUUUUGAUGUACCCUAAAAUCUACUGCUUCUAAGGAUCCCCUUUGUUGGAAUUAUUUUGUAAUUUGUAUAGUAUCAAAAGUCACUGUAUAUAUAACGCAUUCCCUCUAUUUCUCUUUUUUUUAGCCCCUCUUGGACUUGUAGUGUGAAGCUAUCUUUCAAAACGCCGAAUUUGGAUUUUACUUCUGUUGAAGCUUCUGCUAAAGGUCUAAAAGAUCAGCUGAGGACUUGUUUUGUUUGUUAGAUUAUAAUUAUAAUAUAUAAAACCUGCGUAACUUCAUUGUUGA